AUCACAAUGGCAGGUAAAUCUGUUUUUUGUUUGAAAUUAGGUCCACAAAAAGUUCACAUUAUGACAUUAGGAGAGUUCUUUCCUGAAAUAUAUUUCAGUAUUUGAACAAAAAAAAUGUUGUGGAAGUAGUAGCUGUUUUCAUAUAAUGAAAAGCUAAGUAAGAGAAAAGUGAGUUUAUACCACCUGAGCUAGGUAACGAAGGGCUUUGUAAUUAGUGGUCUAGUAGAUUGUCGUUUGCAGAUGAUGCAAUAGGACAUAAAGGUGGACUGUUUUAAACAUUGUGAGCCACCUGCUUUAUUCGAGGACAAAUCUAGAUCUAGAUUCAGCUUUAUGGCUAAAUAAAAUGGUAAUGAAUAGUAAUACUCACUGUGUUUCCAUAUUAACUAUAAUUAGCAAUUAUGAUUGGUGGUAGAAGUGUCAGUAGUUUGUCAUGGAAUACGAUCUAGGUCAAAUUGCUGGAUACUAGAAUGUGUGUCUUUAAUAGAGGGGAUUUAUAAAUGUAUUAUAAAAUUCUUUUCAUGUGGAUUAUCGCCUUAAUAUAUUGGUGGGUCUGCUGCCUUCGUAUUUCCUGUUUUCACCCAUCCUAUUUCGCCUUAUAGACAGUAGUAUUUCAUGUUUUCAGGCUCAAUGAAAUUAUUGCAUUUUCGUUAACUCUAAUCUGGCUAUUUAAAUGCACAACAAAACAGCAUUUAGUCGCAAUAGUCAUUUACAGUGCUGCUAAUAUUUCUGACUCCAAAUGAGCUAAAUCUCAUUCACAGCACCUGUUUUUUCCUUCAUUCCUACAAAAACACGUGUGACAUUUCUGUGACCUGUACCUUGUCACUGUUGAUGGGUUAAAUAUGUCCUAAUUGAGAAAUGCUAUUCUGGACCCGAAGUGUGAUAUUCAAUGCUGGCUCCUCCUCAUCUUUAGAUAUAGCAGUAAAAAUGGAAAUGGUGAACACCCUUUAACUAGUACACUUGAGAGAAUCGGUUUGAUAAAAAUCACUUUUCAAAUUAGUUACUUUUUGUUAUGGACUUGCUGAAUUGCACAUUACUUUUGCUUUUGUAAUUCGUUUAAAUUAUUAAAGAAAAUCAAAUGGUACAUUAGCAAUUAAGGAACUGAUCUUGGAUUCAAAAUAUUGUAGGUCAGUCUUCUCAUGUUCAUAUGCUGUCUGUGGUAUCUUUGAGCAAAGUACUGCAUAGGAAUUGAUUCAGUGAAUUUUGUAGGUAUAAUAAUGGUUCAUUUACAUUGCAAAAAUUUGCAAAUAAAUUUAAUAAUAUACUACAAAGUUAAAUAGAUACUGGAAAUUCUCCUGUUACAGAAAGAAAAGGUGAUUGUUCUGUGUUUAUCCCACUGCUCUUCUUUGGUAAGUUUGUUUCUUCUUGUCUCUAGACAAAUGCUGCUCCUGCAUUGGGUUGCUUUUUUCUGCUGGGAACUAAUGUGUGAAAAGCAGCUUGAGAAUAUGACAAUGUGCAAUUUCAUUUCUCGUUUAUUACUUGUUUUCCUAUUGGAUAAUAAGUGGAAGCUCUGCCCUGGCAACAAAAGUAGGUUAUUUGCAUUCUGCCUUGUGAUUGGGUGAGUUUGUCAAAGACCAGGCCAAUGACAUGAGAUCUUACUGGUGGUAGGCUGUUGUAAUUAGGUGCUGUUGCUGGGGUUCAGAAUAGUGGUUACUCUGUGUGACUCCUGCAUUGUUGCCUGGUGAAAGAUGUUGAUAAAUGCGCCUUUAAUGAUCUGCAAAAUUCACACUUGCGGCAUAUAGUCCGAUUAUAACACAGAACUGAAAAGAUUUGAUUUAUGGACCAGAAGCUUUCUUGUGCAGAACACUCCUUUGAAUUGGAUUUAAUUAUACCUAUACUAAAUAAUUACACGGAUGACUCGAGUAGCUCCCAUUCCUGCAGUGUGUGUCAGCCGAUGCGUGUGUCGGUGUGUGAGCGGUACGUCGCGGCUGUUUGCGGGAGUUCCGGGAGCAGGUCACAGGCUUGGCCCUCCGCUGGCUCUGGGGCUGCUCGCUCCGGCAGCAUCAGACAGCAGCUGCUUUCACAGGAGGGGAGACUUCAGCAUGCAAACCCUCAUUCGUGUGGCUUGCACCUUCGUUCUCUUUCCAUGCCGCUGGGCCCAUGCCUUCACAGAUGGCCCACUCCCAGCCGCAGUGCAGUGAGCACCUGCUGUGUGUGGGGGCCUCUGGGACGGAGCUGUCAUACAGUGAGCCGGCCACAGACUCCCAGGGGCUCAUGCCACAGUGUUUCCGUGAGCCGGCUUCUGCUCCAUUGAGGAAACUGUCCAUCGACCUGAUCAAAACUUACAAGCACAUCAAUGAGGUGUACUAUGCAAAAAAGAAGAGACGAUAUCAGCAAGGCCGAGGUGAUGACUCCAGUCACAAGAAGGAGAGAAAAGUGUACAAUGAUGGCUAUGAUGAUGACAACUAUGACUACAUAGUGAAGAAUGGCGAGACAUGGAUGGACCGCUAUGAAAUAGAUUCUUUGAUCGGCAAAGGAUCAUUUGGGCAGGUUGUGAAAGCCUAUGACCGCGCUGAGCAGGAGUGGGUCGCUAUUAAGAUCAUCAAAAACAAGAAGGCUUUUCUCAAUCAAGCGCAGAUUGAAGUCCGACUUCUAGAGCUGAUGAACAAACACGACACGGAGCUCAAGUACUACAUAGUCCACUUGAAGCGCCACUUCAUGUUUCGAAACCACCUCUGUCUGGUGUUUGAGAUGCUCUCCUACAACUUGUAUGACCUGCUGAGGAAUACCAACUUCCGUGGCGUCUCUCUCAACCUGACCCGGAAGUUCGCCCAGCAGAUGUGCACGGCGCUGCUCUUCCUGGCCACGCCCGAGCUCAGCGUCAUCCACUGCGACCUGAAGCCGGAGAACAUACUGCUGUGUAACCCCAAGAGAAGUGCCAUCAAGAUUGUGGACUUUGGGAGCUCUUGUCAACUUGGCCAGAGGAUUUACCAGUACAUCCAAAGCCGAUUCUACCGCUCCCCCGAGGUGCUUCUGGGCAUGCCCUAUGACUUGGCCAUAGACAUGUGGUCUCUGGGCUGCAUCUUGGUGGAGAUGCACACCGGCGAGCCCCUCUUCAGUGGAGCAAAUGAGACAGAUCAAAUGAAUAAAAUUGUGGAGGUCCUCGGCGUCCCUCCCAGUCACAUUAUGGAUUUGGCUCCCAAGGCCAGGAAGUUUUUCGAGAAGUUGUCUGACGGCACAUGGGGUGUGAAGAAGACCAAAGAUGGGAAGAGGUACAAGCCACCGGCUACACGGAAGCUGCAUGCUAUCCUGGGAGUUGAAGUGGGGGGGCCAGGCGGCCGUCGGGCCGGGGAGGCCGGUCACACCGUUGCUGACUAUCUGAAGUUCAAGGACCUCAUCUUACGGAUGUUGGACUACGACCCCAAAAGCCGCAUCCAGGCAUAUUACGCUCUGCAGCACAGUUUCUUUAAGAAGACCGCAGACGAGGGUACCAACACGAGCACCAGUGUGUCCACCAGCCCGAUGGACCACUCGCAGUCCUCCGGCACCACGUCCAGCGCCUCCUCUAGUUCAGGAGGUUCCUCUGGUACCAGUACUGGUGGCCGAGUGAGGUCCGACCUGAGCCACCAGCACAGUGGGCCCUGGAUCAGCACCGGAUCGGUUUUGGACCGCGAGAAGCUGUGUGGUCAGGUGAGGCAGACUUACGCGGUUCCUGUGGCCUGGAAGGAGCCGGUCCCUGCAGAAACCCAUCCUGUUCAGGAGACCAGCUUCCUUGUUCCUCCCAAGCAGCUUGCAGUGUUACAGAGCGCCCCCUUGAGGCCAGGUGUGGCAGCAUGGCCACAGCCAGGCCUCCUCUCACCCACCAGUACCAUGUCGACGCAGAAAUCCAUGGAGGUGGGGCAGGGCCAUAUUUCCAUGGGCUCCUUGUCUUCCUCGGCCUCCUCUUUCUCCACGUCCUCCUCUUCCACUGGGAACCAAGGCAACCAGAUCUACCAGAACCACCCCAUUCCUGCCCAUGCCUUGGACUUUGGCCAAAAUAGUGGCUUGACGACGGGCGUUGGUGAUUUCUCAAACUCCCAAAAGGAGACUGCCGUGGCAGAGCACCCCCCGUACCCCCUAGGUACAGCGUCAGGACCCGGCCGGUUCGUCUCUGAGGCGUCUCACCUGGGUGGGAGGCCAGGUCUCCAGAGGGAGGAUGGUGCUCUACAGCCGCACUCUGUGGCCAGCUCCUGAGUGUGAGAGAACGAGGGAAAUCUCACUGAACCAUUACAACCCUACAGACGUUUUUUGUCUUUUUUUAAAGAUCAUCUACUUGCAAAGAUCUCUGUAAUAUGGCAAGAAUUCUGCCGAGAUGUGCAUACACCAUUUUAUGUGGUACUCUGACUCCAGUUAUUCCAUAGAGGAACUGCCUCUGAGUCGGUGGCAGGUGUUCUGUGUGUGUGUGUGUGUGUGUCUGUCUGUCUGUGCGAGUGGCUGACUCUGUCUGUCUGUAUCAGUGAUUGCUCUCUGUGGGUUAGAUAAUGUUAGAACCAGAUCUGCUGCUGCUUUUUGGCAAAAUAUUACAUCCUCACAGUUAAUACUUGAGUGUGUGUUCUGGGUUUUGCCGUUCCGUUGGCAAGCGUUGCAUCGACGGCCAGUCGCCGCUAUCAGAAGUGCACGGCAGUGACAUCCCAGCCUUUCCAGGGCGUUCUCAGUGCCACCCUCUGGACCCUGCUGGCUCCGGGGUCUGAAAGACAUGUUUGGGGGGGGGGGGGGGGGGGGUCUGAAGGGCAAAGUAAUGGAGAGCCCUGGGUGACGGCCUGGGCCCGCAGUACGCAGAAGAUGGAACAGACUCCUUUGCCCAGUCUAAGGACGCCUGAAAGUGGCCAAUCCGACCGAUGCUCUGAUGGAUCUGAUGGCCUUACGCUGCUGGACUCAGAAUGGAUAAGAUGGACGUUUAUUCUUUUAGUACAGAAUAGCUAUCUUCUAUUUUGACUGUAGAAAGCCCUUAAUAACUUACGCAAAUAGAUAAAGGGUGUUUCAGAAUGGUAAUUUCAAGAGGCCUUUCUUUAAGAUUUUAUCUAACAGGGUCUUGUAAGUUCACGUGCGUGCCCUACAUAUGACUUCCUACGCUCCUGAAGGUCAGAGGUGGAAUUUCCCAAGAAAUGAAAUUAUAUGACUGUGAUUCUUCCUAUUUGACACCCCCCAAACACCCCAUAUUUCCAUAUAUUUUCUGUUCGUUUUGAACAUAAUCCUGCUUAUUGCUUAGUGACUGCUUUCUGCCCUCAUGAUUAUGCUGUGAAUUUCGCAAUAUUUUGUUUCACCAUCUGACAAUUUUGUGGUACCAAAGCUGUAUUUUCUCUCUCCUCUCUUUCUUUCUUUUUUUAAAGCUCCUAGAUGUUUAAUAAUGAUGUAGCAGUUGGGCACUUUGAUGCAAAAUUCAUCCGGAUCCUUUUUUUUUUCAGUACAGACCACCUGUAUCUAUUGCUUUAACAAAAUAGAACUUGGUAAAGUAUUUGCUGUUACAUUAGUACAUUACAUUAACUAUUGGCUAUGUCCCUGGAAAUAAAUAGCUAUCAGUCAUCACACAGCAAACCUCUGAUGGUCCCCCUGGCCCCUUUACCAAAUAAUGCUCCACAGCUUCCAGAAUAACGGGGAAAAAAUAUGUUUCCAGACAGCACUGGGCCGUAGACCGCUCUUCUGGGCUGUAACCGGCUCUACUGGCCGGGUGUAUAACUGGCUUUGGUCGGGUCUUCUGUUUGUUAAGCAGCACUGUCACCGAAACUCGCAGGAUGGAGUAAAAAUGUAAGCUUCAUUUUUACGUGUAAAUUUUGUAGAUUUAUACAGCCAUGUGUUUUUCAUAAUGAUUACUAUACGGCAAGAUAUUCAGAUGACAGCAAGACAUGUCAGAUGCAGAAACUCAUUUCUGACUGACUAAGUUUGUAUCAUGAGAAACAUCGGUCUUCAUUUCUCUCCCCCCCCAG
Messenger RNA from Brienomyrus brachyistius, 5900 nucleotides. Its product is annotated as dual specificity tyrosine-phosphorylation-regulated kinase 1A-like. Gene Ontology annotation, molecular function: protein serine/threonine kinase activity; transcription coactivator activity; protein serine/threonine/tyrosine kinase activity. Gene Ontology annotation, biological process: peptidyl-threonine phosphorylation; peptidyl-serine phosphorylation; protein autophosphorylation. Gene Ontology annotation, cellular component: nucleus. Lineage: Eukaryota; Metazoa; Chordata; Actinopteri; Osteoglossiformes; Mormyridae. The transcript has 11 exons. The record is from RefSeq and is a predicted model, not a curated record. The coding region runs from base 2098 to 4170 and encodes 690 amino acids.